Molecule: messenger RNA, 2135 nt
Organism: Pollicipes pollicipes
Lineage: Eukaryota; Metazoa; Arthropoda; Thecostraca; Pollicipedomorpha; Pollicipedidae
Product: pescadillo
Exons: 13
Coding region: 222-2003 (593 amino acids)
Biological process (GO): ribosome biogenesis; maturation of LSU-rRNA from tricistronic rRNA transcript (SSU-rRNA, 5.8S rRNA, LSU-rRNA)
Cellular component (GO): nucleolus; PeBoW complex
Molecular function (GO): RNA binding
Source: RefSeq, a predicted model, not a curated record
ACUUUGUCUGCUGUCAACAAGCAUACACAAAUGAACUGAAUAAAAAUGCAAGUUGAUAUCAGCCAGAAAUUAGUUUUAUCAUGUUUUUUAUUGCAAGUGCUGCUGUUAACAGAUAGAUGACAUCACCCAUUUAAGAACUUCACAGCCUUUUUGUUAGCAUCAGUUAUCAUUGGGUGGUUGUGUGUACAAGUGGUUCAAGCUGUUACUGAAGCUUUUCCAAGAUGACAGGUUCUGGGAAAAUGAAGAAAAAGUAUGCCUCUGGCGAGGCCUCCUGGUACAUGACGCGGAAGCAGGCGCUGGACAAGCUGCAGGUGAACCUGCGCGACUUCCGCCGCCUCUGCAUCCUCAAGGGCAUCUACCCGCGCGAGCCCGUUAAGCGCACGCGCGCCCAGAAGGGCUCCACGGAGAAGAAGACGCUCUACUACAAGAAGGAUAUCCAGUUUUUGCUCCAUGAGCCACUCAUUUGGAAGAUGUGGGACAUGAAGUCCCGGCACAAGAAGAUCCAGAAGUCAAAAGGGAAGCGCGACUUCGAUAGUGUGAAGCGGCUCCACGCAGGCCGGCCAAAGUACGACCUGGACCACCUCAUCAAGGAGAGGUACCCGACCUUCUCCGACGCGCUCAACGAUCUGGACGACCCGCUGUCGCUCUGCUCGCUGUUCGCCAUCAUGCCAGCCAUCACUAAAAUAUCAGACGCGAUCGUGGCCGACUGCCGACGUCUGACGGUGGAGUUCAUGCACUACGUGAUCGAGGCGCGCGCCCUGCGCAAGGCCUUCAUAUCCAUCAAGGGCUACUACUUCCAGGCGGAGGUGCAGGGCUGCGUCGUCACCUGGGUGGUGCCGCACCACUUCGUCUACACGAGGCCGGAGAACGUGGACAUGAAGGUGAUGUCCAUCUUCUCCGAGUUCUACACUACCCUGCUGGGCUUCAUCAACUACCGACUCUACCACACUCUGAACCUCAUCUACCCGCCCAAGCUGGCGCUGACUGGAGCGACGCCGUCGGACGGCUGCCUGUCAACGGCCGAGCUGGAGGCGGAGCGCGUGGCGGCUCUGAACACGCCGCUCGGCCGGCUCCGGCUGCCCGAGCAGCCGGAGGCCGACGACGAGGCCGAGCUGGCGCUGAUGGCGGCCGCCGUCGGCGACGAUCUAGAGGAGGCGCGCCGCCGCCGCCAGCGUACGCGGCGCCUGCAGCGGCUCUUCGACGGGUGCCGCUUCUUCAUCGGCAGAGAGGUGCCCCGGGAGCCGUUCGUGUUCGUGAUCCGCGCACUCGGAGGCACCUGCUCCUGGGAUGCCACGUGCGCUCCGGGCGCCACCUACUCGGAGGCGGACGAAACGAUAACUCACCAGCUGAUCGACAGGCCCGUGCCGGAGGCUUCCAAGAAGUACACGUCCAGGUACUAUGUGCAGCCGCAGUGGGUGUUCGACUCGCUGAACCUGGGUGCUCUGCGCCCCGUGCAGCUGUACUUCCCGGGGGUGGAGCUGCCGGCCCACCUGUCGCCCUUCAAGGAGGAGGAGGUCACCUGGGGCGAGUACGUGCCGCCCGACAAGCUGAAGCUGCUCGGGCAGCUGCAAGAGACGGAGCCGGCUGGGGACGGCGAGGCGCCGGAUGAGAGCGAGGACGAAGGCGAGGAAGAGGAAGAGGAUGAUGCGUCCGAGGAGGCGGUCGAGGAGGACGAGGAUAGCGGCGACGAUGAGCAGGAAGAGAUGGAAGACGAGCCAUCCGAGCAGUCGGCAAAGGCCAAGAUGAGGGUGACACCGGGUAAAAUCGAGCAGGUCAACGACAAGAAGGAAAAGAUUAAGGAGAGCAAGGAGGACUUCUGGAUGCGUGCGCGCAUGAUCAAGAAGAAAGACAAGCACAAGUUCUACAAACUGUUGAAGCGCAAGAAGAUGAUGCAGGAGGAGGCCCGGCUGCUGACCAAGAAGCGGCAAGUGGUGGAGAAGGAGAUGAUGGAGAAGAAGAAGCUGCAGAAGCGGCAGCAGAAGAAGGCCUUGGCUCAGUCGUGAGGCCGCUGAAGCGAGAGCGUUUUUGACAGUGCUCCAUCGUCUUGGCAAAUGGAGCGGUGACGAGCGUUGUUAUGUGAGCGCAGCGGAGGAUAACAUGCACCAUCUCGAAUCAAUAUAAUUCCAACCAUACAA